AUGUAUUCACAGCACCCGGCCAUUGCGCCUCAGAAGCCUGAGACGUUCAUGCUCAGCACCGAGGCCCAGCAGGCGCUUCCCCAUGAUGCCCAGGUCGCCCUCCAGCAAGUCGACAACCUCAAGUACUUCCUCAUCUCCGCUCCCGUAGACUGGCAGCCGGAUCAGUACAUUCGACGCUUUCUGCUGCCGACGGGCGAGUACGUCUCUUGCAUCCUGUGGAACAACCUCUUCCACAUCUCGGGCACGGACAUUGUGCGAUGCCUUUCUUUCAGAUUCCAGGCCUUUGGCCGCCCCGUCAAGAACUCCAAGAAGUUCGAGGAGGGAAUCUUCUCCGAUCUCCGAAACCUCAAGUCCGGAACAGACGCCUCCCUGGAGGAACCAAAGAGCGCUUUCCUCGACUUUCUCUACAAAAACAACUGCAUCCGCACCCAGAAGAAGCAAAAGGUCUUUUACUGGUACAGCGUGCCCCACGACCGUCUCUUUCUGGAUGCUCUGGAGCGGGACCUGAAGCGGGAGAAGAUGGGCCAGGAGGCCACCACGGUCGCCGUCAGCGAGCCUGCGCUGUCCUUUCAGUACGACUCAUCGCAGUCGCUCUACGAGCAGCUGACCAAGAGCCAGCAGGCCAACUCGUCCUCCUUCAGCGCCCAGCAGUCUUCUUUUCACCCCAGCCAGUCCACCUCCCCCGUCGUGAGGGCCAUGGACUCCAUGCCUCCCCCGAGCAUGAUCCCUCACAGCAUGGCCCCUUUGGCCGAGAGCAUGGAGACCAUGGUCUCCUACGACGCCAUGACCAUGGCGCCCGCCGUCCCCCAGCAGGUCGCGGCAGUCAAGCGGGAAGCUGACUUCACUCGCGUGCACUACAACCAGAAUGGCAUUCCCAUCACUCACAACCACCACCGCCACUCCUCGAUGCCCGCCUACGGCCUGGAGUAUUCGCCCGCUCCGUCCUUUGUCUCUUCCGGAUACGAGGACUACAGCAACCGGGGCUUGUCCUUUGAGCCCAUCACUCCUCCUCAGCAGGCCCUCGGCAUGACUGCCGAGCCCGCCUACAUUGCGAACGAGGAGACUGGACUCUACUCGGCCAUUCCCGACCACCUCUCCGGCAUGUCAGGCCUCGGCGGCAUGGUGCAAAUGCCAUCCCACCUCACAGGCCCGCAGUUUCCUCGCUCCUACGGCACCAACAACAUUUACUCCGUGAUCGAGGGAUCUCCCACCUACAAGCAGCGAAGACGCCGCACGUCGAUCCCCACCUCCAUGUCCGCCAUUGCACCCACGUCGACCCCGUCUGCCCCUCACAGGCCGUCGGAUCUGCGCAGGUCAGUGUCCGUCUCCAUGGGGCCCGUCGUUGAGGGGGAGGAGUCGAGCGGCAACUCGCCCUCCAGCAUGUACGCCAACUCUCAGCACAAGGAUCUCAUGGACAUUUCAAGACACGGCAGUCCCGCCGUCCAUCCCAUGGCCCUGCAGCACGACUUCUCCCACAUCAGCGACGACAUGUCCGGUGAUGGGCGGUCCAUGAUGGGCGGCGGCAUUGUCCGACGCGCCCGGUCAGCUACUGUGAUGGAGCUGGGUCCUUACCCUCACAAGUCUCACUCCUGCCCGAUUCCCACCUGUGGUCGGCUUUUCAAGCGCCUAGAGCACCUUAAGAGGCACGUUCGAACGCACACUCAAGAAAAGCCUUACAUCUGCCCUCACUGCAGCAAAGCUUUCUCUCGGUCAGAUAACUUGGCACAGCACAAGCGCACCCACAGCCGCGAGGAUGGUGGUGAAGGCUCAUUGCAUCUGUCUGCCGAGGAGGAGGAGGAGUACUCCGGCGAGGAGCAUCUUGGAUCUGUCGAGGAAGCUUCGCCGACGUCCGAGUCGGCCUUCCAUCCCGGUUCCAUCAAUGCCGUCGUUACCAGCGGCACC
Molecule: messenger RNA, 1902 nt
Organism: Trichoderma reesei QM6a
Lineage: Eukaryota; Fungi; Ascomycota; Sordariomycetes; Hypocreales; Hypocreaceae
Gene: ste12
Product: STE-like domain-containing/C2H2 zinc finger domain-containing protein
Exons: 3
Biological process (GO): sexual reproduction; regulation of DNA-templated transcription
Cellular component (GO): Tec1p-Ste12p-Dig1p complex; nucleus; Ste12p-Dig1p-Dig2p complex
Molecular function (GO): DNA-binding transcription factor activity
Source: RefSeq, a predicted model, not a curated record